CGUAGGCAAGUCAGACUUGAGGAGCUUGACUUUGGGACCGUCUCUCUCUGGCCCUCCAUGUCAAACAGAAGGGACUGAGAGCUUUACUGCACUGACUGACAAGUGGUUUUCCCCCAGGUGUAUGGCCCCUUCCUGUCGGACGAUGAGCACUGUCCAAGGCACUCACAACCAGGGGAUUAAAGAGCACAGAGACUCCGAGGCGGCAGCCAAGGGGCGAGACUGCAGCGACGCUUCCCUCAUGGACUCGAAUGGAUGUAACUCUCAGAUUUCCAGCCUCCCGUUCAGUGUGGAAUCCUUGAUCUCAAAGCGAAAGCCCUUCAGGAGCCAGGGCUCCCCCUCAGAGCCCUCAGUGCUUGCCGUCACCUCCUCCGCUUUAAAGGAGGAAAGCUCUUCCUCCUCCAGGACUUACUACCCUGGGGAAGACUUGCAGCAUUUACCCGAGAAUUCUUCUUCGCACGAACCCGAAAACCUUAGCCACAAGGAGCAAUCCACUUGGGUUCAAAACAAUUCUUCAUAUUCACCGCCUCCAAGACACCCUAGCCCGCCCCCGUGCACCCUGAGGAAACACAAAAACAACAGGAAGCCUAGAACCCCCUUCACAACGUCGCAACUGCUGUCGCUGGAGCGCAAGUUCCGCCAGAAACAGUAUUUGUCGAUCGCGGAGCGGGCAGAGUUCUCCAGUUCUCUCAACCUGACCGAGACCCAAGUGAAGAUUUGGUUUCAGAACCGGCGAGCGAAGGCGAAGAGGCUACAGGAGGCCGAACUGGAGAAACUCAAACUGGCCGCCAAGCCGUUGUUACCUUCUUUCGGCCUGCCGUUCCCUCUGGCCUCCCAUCUCACUUCUCCCAACUUGUAUGGACCGUCUAACGCUUUCCAACGGCCUGCUCUUCCAGUGCCGGGACUGUUCACCGCCCCGGUCACAUACGGAAUGUAUUAUUUGUCGUAAAUUGUCGGAGAGACUAGCCCCUUUCCGUCUCUUAGACAUUGAUGUCUGAGAGGCGACUGGGCAGAACCAGAGGGGGAAAGAAGCGUCAUUCAGGGAAUUCCAGAAUCACUGCAACCCUCCCUCACAUUGACUUGUUUAUAUCGAAACUGGGUUGUUAACCCAUUUAGUCAUUCCUUUUCUCUGUUAAAAGUGCAAUUAAAGUUCAUCGAAAUAUACAGAAUAAUUUAUACAGAAAUCUCAGUCUCUGCAGAUCAAAACAAAAUCUGAAUUCUAUAAAAAGUGGGUGAUAAAACCGCUAUUUGAUAAAGCUGCCAUUUGAUCUAAAGCACCAUGGCUUCAUUGAUUGAUACAGUGGACGUAUGAACCUAGCAGCCUGCAUUUAGUCCUGAUUCUCGCUGUGAAUUGAGGGGGAAAGAAAGCGCGUCGGAUUCUCUUUCAACAAUCAUAUUGGACGUUCGUCCUAGUCCCUGUAACCUUUUUGCAUAUCUCGCGGGCGAUGUCGCUGAACCAUUGUGUGUAAGAAGUGACCUGGGUACAGGCCGCGACACAGACAGAGAGACGGGGAGACUUUUGCUCAUCAGAAUGGAGAGCGCUAUGACUUGGCACUGUCAUUUUCAACAACAAAAAAAAAUUGUCAAACUCUAAAGCAGACCCUUUGGAGAGGGAAAGUUGCACUGUACGGCCAGCUUUCUGUUCGAUUGAGGAAUUGCUCAUCUGUUUUCGAUCCGCCUUCACUUCCUAAUGCUAUGUAUAGACUCGUGUAAAUACAGAAAUGUAUCGAUGGGUCUGGGACUGGCUUGAGUUUGAUUUGGGACUUUGGUUUCGCAGCCGUGGCAUUUCUGAAUCAGACCAGCCCAGCCUGAAGAUUGUUUACCAAUAUUUAAAUAUAUAAGUGCAUUUAAAAUACGUUUUCUUAAAAAAAACUGUUUACAUUUUCUUAAAUGGUGUACAGUUUAUUGUAUGUGCAGAUGGUAACAUGGGUCACGAGGAUUUCACGUGUUUUUGUACAUUGAUGAUCAAAUAAACUCUCUAAUUGUUC
Rhincodon typus (whale shark) is the source of this 1985-nucleotide messenger RNA. RefSeq names its product muscle segment homeobox 3 (gene msx3). Gene Ontology annotation, biological process: regulation of transcription by RNA polymerase II; embryonic morphogenesis. Gene Ontology annotation, cellular component: nucleus. Gene Ontology annotation, molecular function: DNA-binding transcription factor activity, RNA polymerase II-specific; RNA polymerase II transcription regulatory region sequence-specific DNA binding. The transcript has 2 exons. Bases 122 to 946 code for a protein of 274 amino acids. NCBI's taxonomy places the organism in Eukaryota, Metazoa, Chordata, Chondrichthyes, Orectolobiformes, Rhincodontidae. The record is from RefSeq and is a predicted model, not a curated record.